Corvus hawaiiensis (hawaiian crow) is the source of this 3854-nucleotide messenger RNA. It is a transcript of the gene HIF1A, whose product is annotated as hypoxia inducible factor 1 subunit alpha. Gene Ontology annotation, cellular component: nucleus. Lineage: Eukaryota; Metazoa; Chordata; Aves; Passeriformes; Corvidae. The coding region runs from base 187 to 2622 and encodes 811 amino acids. Gene Ontology annotation, molecular function: RNA polymerase II transcription regulatory region sequence-specific DNA binding; DNA-binding transcription factor activity, RNA polymerase II-specific; protein dimerization activity. The transcript is spliced from 15 exons. Gene Ontology annotation, biological process: cellular response to hypoxia; regulation of transcription by RNA polymerase II. The record is from RefSeq and is a predicted model, not a curated record.
UGCUGCCGCGCCCGCCGGCGCCCGCACCUCUCCGCAGCCUGUGCCCCGAUGCUCUGAGCCCGCGCGGCCCCAGACCCGGCCCCUUCCCGGCCAGCGCCGCCAUCUCCCCGCGCCCCGUGGCGGCCAUUGGAGCCGCGGCCGCCUCGCAUCCAGGGAGCCGGCGGGAGGAGAAGCCAUCCCGCCGCCAUGGACAGCCCCGGCGGCGUCACCGACAAGAAGAGGAUUAGCUCUGAACGCAGGAAAGAGAAGUCGAGGGAUGCAGCCCGGUGCCGGAGGAGCAAGGAGUCGGAGGUGUUCUAUGAGCUGGCUCACCAGCUGCCCCUGCCACACACCGUGAGCGCGCACCUGGACAAGGCGUCCAUCAUGAGGCUGACCAUCAGCUACCUGCGCAUGAGGAAGCUGCUGGAUGCUGGUGAGCUGGAGACAGAAGCCAAAAUGGAGAAGGAACUGAACUGUUUCUACUUGAAAGCUCUUGAUGGCUUUGUCAUGGUUCUGUCUGAAGAUGGGGACAUGAUUUACAUGUCUGAAAACGUGAACAAGUGUAUGGGACUCACUCAGUUUGAGUUGACGGGGCACAGUGUAUUUGAUUUCACUCAUCCGUGUGACCAUGAGGAGCUGAGAGAAAUGCUUACACACAGAAAUGGUCCUGUGAAAAAGGGCAAAGAGCAAAACACGGAGCGCAGCUUUUUUCUCAGAAUGAAGUGUACACUGACUAGCAGGGGAAGAACAGUGAAUAUAAAGUCUGCUACGUGGAAGGUGCUGCACUGCACUGGCCACAUCCGUGUGUACGACACGUGUGGGAACCAGACUCACUGCGGAUACAAAAAGCCUCCCAUGACCUGCCUGGUGUUGAUCUGUGAACCUAUUCCUCACCCAUCAAACAUUGAGGUCCCCCUGGACAGUAAAACGUUCCUCAGUCGUCACAGUCUUGAUAUGAAAUUUUCCUAUUGUGAUGAAAGAAUUACAGAGUUGAUGGGGUACGAGCCAGAGGAGCUCCUGGGUCGCUCAAUCUAUGAGUACUAUCACGCACUGGAUUCUGAUCAUCUGACCAAAACACACCACGACAUGUUCACAAAAGGGCAGGUGACAACAGGACAGUACAGAAUGCUGGCGAAACAAGGUGGCUAUGUCUGGGUUGAAACUCAAGCAACUGUUAUAUACAACACUAAGAAUUCACAGCCACAGUGCAUAGUGUGUGUGAACUACGUGUUGAGUGGAAUUGUUCAGAAGGACUUAAUUUUUUCCCUUGGACAAACUGAGUGUAUGCUGAAACCAGUGGAGUCUCCUGACAUGAAAAUGACCAAAAUAUUCAGUAAAGAUGACCUGGAUGAUACCAACAGCCUAUUUGAAAAACUGAAACAGGAACCAGAUGCUUUAACUGUGCUGGCCCCAGCUGCUGGAGACACAAUUAUCUCUCUAGAUUUCAGCAGUAAUGAGUCUGAUGAACAACAAUGUGAUGAAGUUCCUUUGUAUAACGAUGUAAUGCUCCCCUCAUCCAGUGAGAAAUUGCAGAAUAUAAAUAUGGCAAUGUCCCCACUACCUGCCUCUGAAACUACAAAGCCACUUCGUAGCAAUGCUGAUCCUGCACUCAAUAGAGAAGUUGUAUCAAAGCUGGAGCCAAACACAGAGCCACUCGAACUUUCUUUUACCAUGCCUCAGGUGCAAGAGCAACCAACCAGCCCUUCUGAUGCAAGUACCAGCCAAAGUUCACCUGAGCCCAGUAGUCCCAACGACUACUGCUUCGAUGUGGAUAAUGAUAUGGCCAGUGAAUUCAAACUGGAAUUAGUGGAGAAACUCUUUGCCAUAGAUACAGAAGCAAAAAAUCCAUUCUCUACUCAGGAAACCGAUUUAGAUUUAGAGAUGUUGGCUCCUUACAUCCCAAUGGAUGAUGACUUCCAGCUGCGCUCCUUCGAUCAGCUGUCCCCUCUGGAAAGCAGCUCCUCCAGCCCUCAGAGUGCAGCCACCAUCACCAUAUUCCAGCAGGGCCAGACGGCACCGAGCAGUGCAGAGGAGAUGAAGCUGGCGGCGGAGUGCGGGGACGAUGCGAAGACGAUAAUUGUCCCUUCCUCUCCCGUGCGCGGCGUCGCCGAAUCCAGCAGUGCCCCCGCCUCGCCCUACGGCGGGAGCAGGAGUCGAACUGCCUCUCCCAUCAGAGCAAGGAAAGGAGCAGUGGAUCAGGUGGAAAAGCCUUCUCCAGGAGCACCCAGCUUGCUAACAGUCACUCUAAAUAAAAGAUCUACUGCACUGGAUGAAGAACUAAAUCCAAAGAUGCUAGCUUUGCAUAAUGCUCAGAGAAAACGAAAAAUGGAACAUGAUGGUUCACUUUUUCAGGCAGUUGGAAUUGGGUCUUUAUUCCAGCAGACAGGUGACCGUGGAGGAAAUGCAUCACUUGCUUGGAAACGUGUAAAGGGAUGCAAAACAAAUGGUCACAGUGGAGGGGAGCAAAAGACAAUCAUUCUACUAUCAACUGACAUAGCGAGUAAACUUCUAGGGCAGUCGAUGGAUGAGAGCGGACUCCCCCAGCUCACGAGUUACGACUGCGAAGUAAACGCUCCCAUACAAGGCAACAGAAACCUGCUACAGGGGGAAGAACUGCUCAGAGCUCUGGAUCAAGUUAACUGAGCUUUCACAAAACUUGCUCCUUUUUUUGGACACUGGUGAAUCAUCACCUAAAGCAGUCUAUUUAUAUUUUCUAUAUCUGAUUUUAGAAGCCUGGCUACAGUACUGCACUAAUUCAGUUAGUUCAGUUUUGAUCCCCUUUCUACUUAUUUUGACAGUCUUUUUAAUAUGUUCUUUAUGUAACAAUAACUCAAACUAUAGUGCAUUUUUAUAAUUCUUUGGUACAUACACUUUUAAGUCCAUUACAUUUAAAACACACUUGCAAUAGCAGCUUUGAAAUACGCACCUGAUUUAAAAAAAAAAAAAAAAAUUAUUUUUUGGCUGGGGAGUUGGUCACCAAAACUUAUCAUUAGUAAAAUGUCAACACAGGAAAAACUGGCAAUACUUCCAUCCUGCUUUUCAUAGGUAGUUGGAAGACUUGUGCUCUCUUACUCUUUAUGUUCAAGUAAGUUUUUUAUUUUAAUAGUUUUUAUAAGAAACAACAAUGCUUUGCAGCGGUGCAUUGUAGCCACAAUCGCACAAUAUAUUUUCUUAAAAAAUACCAGCAGUUCCUCAUGCAAUAUAUUCUGCAUUUAUAAAAACUAGUUUUUAAGAAGAAUCUUUUGUUUGCCUAUGAAAACAUGUCUAAACCUGGAUUAUGUCAUUAUUUUAGUCACGUUGUAAUAUAAAUUGUUCUUAAAUGCUGUCUUAUGCUUUUGACUUCAGUGAGUGUGGUUAGUCAAAGGAAAGAUUUUAUCUGGAAAGGGCUAGCAGCAUUUUAUUUGGAUACGUUCUCAAUUUAGAGAAAGUUUGAUGUUCUUAAAGUAGUCACUUUGCCAGCUUAAAAAAAAAAUCCCUGCCUGUAGUUGUUGAAGUUAAUGCUAAUAUUGUGUAUGAUCUUAAAUCUAAAUGUUCCGCUUACCCUGUGUGGUAUAGGUGAUAUUUCAAGCAGAUUGUAAAACAUCUUGCAUUGUUAGCAAACUUUUAUCUAGUACAUCAUUGAGUUGCUCAAUAUUUUGAUGUUUUGGUUUUAUGCACCUUGUUGCUAUUAACAUCCAUAUGUUUUCAUGUAGAUUUCAAUAACUUGAAUAUAUUUAGAAGCCUUUUUAUUUAGAAAUAUAUAGUUGUCACAAACAUCUUAUUUUCCUAUAUGUACUGUACAAAACCUUCAUUCACUCAUUCUUUUUGUUCUUUGUGGUUGGAUCUAACACUAACUGUAUUGUUUUCUUACAUCAAUAAACUAUAUGUGGACCAGG